Mercenaria mercenaria is the source of this 6200-nucleotide messenger RNA. RefSeq lists its product as uncharacterized. Gene Ontology annotation, biological process: regulation of apoptotic process; signal transduction. NCBI's taxonomy places the organism in Eukaryota, Metazoa, Mollusca, Bivalvia, Venerida, Veneridae. The record is from RefSeq and is a predicted model, not a curated record. The transcript is spliced from 4 exons. Gene Ontology annotation, molecular function: protein binding. The coding region runs from base 145 to 801 and encodes 218 amino acids.
GGAGAGACUUGACAAACAUACAGGUGCUGCUUGUGUUUUGUGCUAGGUGUGAAAGGGGGAGAAAAUGUGCAGCCAGACCAAGCUGAAAAAUAGGGCCACAGAAUACUUAGAUGUUGAUGCCUUACAAGCCAGGCUUUUAGGAAAAUGCCUUUAACCAGUGGGAAGAUGCAGUUGGACAAGGAGAGGAAGAUUAAGAGAAAUUUGUUGGCCUUAAAACGUGACAUGGACGCUAAAGACCUAACAGAUUAUUUUAUAGAACAAGAAAUAUUUGACUUCCCAGAUGUAGAGAGGAUCAACGGUUAUAAUCCGAACACAACUGACAACCGGAAUAACUGUUUUUUCCAGUUAUUAUUCCAAAGUGGUGAUCGAGCGUAUGAUGUGUUUUUGUAUUCUUUACGUCAAAAUCAGCAAGAGCAUUUAGCUGAUAUGAUUGACAAUACACAGCUGAAUGAUGGAGCUGCCCAGCAACAAGCAGUUGCAGAACCACAUAGUUGGAUAUACAACAUGCCUCCAAAUGUACGAUUCCGAAGAUUUACAGAAAAAGACGUCAGUCGUUUUGCUCAGACUUUAGGCAAUGAUUGGCAGCUUGUAGCGUAUGAAUUGGGACUUACAAAAGUUGAAGUAGACCAUUGUAUAAUGGAGCAACAUACUCCAGUUAUGCAGAUAUAUGCAGCAUUGCAAAAAUGGAGAGUAAAAAAUCCAGCUGCGUGUACUUUAGAUAACUUUGUAAAUGUAGUAAGGGAUUGCCAAGCUACAUCAGUAGACUGGGAUCAGAUGUAUAAAACUGCUGCAAGCAUGUGAUCAAUUUUAAUACAGGGAUAAAGUUCUGUUACUAUAUGAUAAUUGAUGUUUCAAGCCCCUUUGUGAUCUUUUUCAUAUGACUGAUGGAUCAGUUUUGAUAAUCAUAUCUGUGUAUAAUUUUAUUGUAUAAUUUUUAGCUCGACUAUAUAAAGUAUUUGGAGAGCUAUCCUACUCACCCCGGCGUCGGCGUUUUUCCGCAUCCCCACCUUGGUUAAAAAAAAUUUACACUUUCUAUUUUUUCUCCUUAUCUCUGUAAUUACUUGAUGGAUUUGCUUCGAACUUAAAAUACUUAUUCCUCAUCAUCAUCCACAUCAUAUGGCACAAGGGCCAUAACUCUCACACCAAUAUUUUAUGAAUUAUCCUCCCUUUUUACUUAAAAUUUCAGGUUAAAGUUUUGAUGCACUUUCACUGUAUCUCAGUUAUUCCUAAAUGAAUUUGAUUCAAACUGAAAGUAGUUGUUUCACAUCAUCUCCCACAUCAUAUAACAAAAGGCCCAUAACUCUGGUACCAAUAUUUAAUGAGUAAUCCCCCUUUUUACUUAGAAUUUCAGGGUAAAGUUUUAAUAAACUUUCACUCUAUUUCAGUUACUAAAUGGAUUUGAUUCAAAUUAAAAGUAAAUGUAGUUGUUCCACCUUAUCACCCACAUCAUAUGACACAAGGUGCAUAACUCUUGCACCAAUAUUUUAUUAAUUGUGUCCUCUUUUUUGCUUAGAAUUAUACUUAUAUAGUGUUUUGAUACACUUUAUCUUUACCUCUCUUAUUACUUAAUAUUUUUGACACAGACACAAGCUAUUGUUCAGUAUCUUCAUCCACCAUUGGAGUCAUUAAAUACUCCAGUGACAGCUCCAGUUUCCUCAGAUGUGCCCAGUUUCACUAUCCAUCAUUGAAAUAGUCAAGCGCGCUGUCUCCUAUGACAGCUCUUGUUGAACUUCUUGUAUAGUUUUUAUUAUUGUGGAAAAAUGUAGUGAAAUCCAAGGAGUGAUUUACUUUUGAAUGAGUUACAUGUAUACCUAAAGCAGUAAAUCUAGGUAGACUUUAGUGAUUACCUGGUGUCCAGUGUCUUUUGGAAUAAACUUGUAUGCAGGUACCAUAGCACUUUUAUUUAUUACAGAAGUAAUAUGACUUGUUGAAUUGCAAUUCAAGCAAAAGGAUAAAUGCUUUAGUGUAUUAACUGUAGAUUGUGUAAUGUUCACAAUUCUUUUUAGCUCGACUAUACGAAGUAUAAGGAGAGCUAUCCUACUCGCCCCGGCGUCGGCAUCGGCGUCUUUCCGCGUCCCCACCUUGGUUAAAGUUUUGGUGCACUUUCUCUUUUUUCAACUUAUCUCUGUAAUUACUUGAUGGAUUUGAUUCAAACUUGAAAUACUUAUUCCUCAUCAUCAUCCACAUCAUCUGACAUAAGGGCCAUAACUCUGGCACCAAUAUUUCAUGAAUUAUUCCCCCUUUUCACUUAGAUUUUCAGGUUAAAGUUUUGAUGCACUUUCACUCUAUCUCUGUUAUUACUGAAUGGAUUUGAUUCAAACUUAAAAUAGUUGUUCAACAUCAUCACCCACAUCAUAUGACACAAGGUGCAUAACUCUGGCACCAUUUAUUAUGAAUUAUUCCCCCUUUUUACUUAGAAUUUCAGGUUAAAGUUUUGGUGCACUUUCACUCUACCUCUGUUAUUACUGAUUGGAUUUGAUUCAAACUUGAAAUAGUUGUUCAGCAUCAUCACCCACAUCAUAUGACACAAGAUGCAUAACUCUGGCACAACUUUUCAUGAAUUAUUCCCCUUUUUACUUAGAAUUUCAGGUUAAAGUUCUAUGCACUUUCACUCUAUCCCUGUUAUUACUGAAUGGAUAUGAUUCAAACUUAAACAAUUGUUCAACAUCAUUACCCUUAUCAUAUGACACAAGGUGAAUAAAUCUGGGACCAAUUUUUCAUGAAUUAUUUCCCCUUUUUACUUAGAAUUUUAGGUUAAAGUUUUGAUGCACUUUCACUCUGUCUCUAUUACUGAAUGGAUUUGAUUCAGACUUAAAAUAGUUGUUCAACAUCAUCACCCGCACAAUAUGACACAAGGUGCAUAACUCUGGCACCAAUUUUCCAUUAAUUAUUCCCCCUUUUUACUUAGAAUUUUAGGUUAAAGUUUGAUGCACUUUCACUCUGUCUCUGUUAUUACUGAAUGGAUUUGAUUAAAACUUAAAAUAGUUGUUCAGUAUCAUCACCCACACUAUAUGACACAAGCUGCAUAACUCUGGCACCAAUAUUUAAUGAAUUAUGCCCCUUUUUGCUUAGGAUAUACUUAUAUAGUGUUUUGAUACAUUUUAUCUUUACCUCUCUUAUUACUUUAAGUUGAUAUUUUUGACAUAGACUUAGGCUAUUGUGCAAUAUCUUCAUCCACAGUUGGAGUCAUUAAACACUCCAGUGACAGCUCUAGUUUCCUCAGAUGUGCCCAGUUUCACUAUCCAGCAUCGAAAUAGUCGAGCGCGCUGUCUCCUGUGACAGCUCUUGUUUUCUCACUUGUACCCCGGGGAAAAAAACUGACCGUUGCACCGGUAUUCAUGAAUAAUGCUUCUGAAGAAUUCAAAAUAUGCACGAAUGUUUAUCAUGUCUUACCGGUAAAACACAAACACCCUUGACACAUUGUCUUGAUUGAGGUUGCUUGCCAUGAAAAUGCUAAAUGUUAAAUAAAGGUUAUGCAGAAAUUACUCGGUCUACAUUACUUGAUAUAGUGUCCAGUUUCAGGCAGUAUAAGGGACUUUUCUGGAUUAAAUUUUGUGUUCGUUGACUUAUUUUGGCAUUCAUGAUGAAGAUGUGACUGUUCAGGUGAGCAAUGUAUGUCCGCCUUGACCCUCUGCUUCCUCACACUAACAGUUGUGACUGUUCAGGGGAGCAAUAUAUGUCUAUCUUGGCCCUCUGCUUCCUCACACUAACAGUUGUGACUGUUCAGGCAAGCAAUAUAUGUCCACCUUGACCCUCUGCUUCCUCACACUAACAGUUGUGACUGUUCAGACGAGCAAUAUACUAGUAUGUCCACCUUGACCCUCUGCUUCCUCACACAAACAGUUGUGACUGUUCAGACAAGCAAUAUAUGUCCACCUUGACCCUCUGCUUCCUCACACUAACAAUUGUGACUGUUCAGACGAGCAAUAUAUGUCCACCUUGACCCUCUGUUUCCUCACACUAACAGUUGUGACUGUUCAGACAAGCAAUGCAUGUCCACCUUGACCCUCUGCUUCCUCACACUAACAGUUGUGACUGUUCAGACGAGCAAUGCGAGUCCGCCUUGACCCUCUGCUUCCUCACACUAACAGUUGUGAAUGUUCAGGCGAGCAAUAUAUGUCCACCUUGACCAUCUGCUUCCUCACACUAACAGUUGUGACUGUUCAGACGAGCAAUGCAUGUCCACCUUGACCCUCUGCUUCCUCGCACUAACAGUUGUGAAUGUUCAGGCGAGCAAUAUAUGUCCACCUUGACCCUCUGCUUCCUCACACUAACAGUUGUGAAUGUUGAGGCGAGCAAUAUAUGUCAACCUUGAUCCUCUGCUUCCUCACACUAACAGUUGUGAAUGUUCAGGCGAGCAAUAUAUGUCCACCUUGACCAUCUGCUUCCUCACACUAACAGUUGUGACUGUUUCGACGAGCAAUGCAUGUCCACCUUGACCCUCUGCUUCCUCACACUAACAGAUGUGACUGUACAUUGAGCAAUAUAUGUCCACCUUGACCCUCUGCUUCCUCACACUAACAGUUGUGAAUAUUCAUUGAGCAAUAUAUGUCCACCUUGAGCUAAGAUCAAGGUCACAGGGGCCUGAACAUAGAAAACUCUUUCCAAUCAAUAACUUGAUAACCACUUGACCCAGAAUGUUAAAACUAAACAGGAUGAUUAGACAUGCAGAGUAGAUGACCCCUACUGAUUUUGGGGUCACUCGAUCGAAGGUCAAGGUCACAGGGGCGAGAAGAUGGAAACCACUAGGCCCAGAAUGUUGAAACUUAGUGGGAUGAUUGGGCAUGCCAAGUUGAUCCCUAUUGCAGUCGGCCAUCAUUGUCUCCUGUCCCCUAUUGACUUCUUGCCUAUAAGACUUUGCAUUGGGGCAGACAUGCGCUUUUCUACAAAAGCAUCUUCUAGUUUCCAUUGUCCUUGGUGUCUUUUUUAUGCCCACGGGCAUAUAGCGAUUGAACUGUCUGUUAGUCCAUCUGUCUGUCCGUAUGAACCACACAGCCUACAGCCUACAUAAUUGUCCCAAUUUAGUUCAUACUCACCCUCGACGAUCCUUGACUGCCUCGGUAGCCUAGUGGUAGUGCACCUACUUCGAGUGCAGGAGGUCUUUGGUUCAGUAUCUGGCUGCGUCAUACCAAAGAUGUAAAAAAUGGUAUUAAUAGCUUCCUUGCUUGGCACUCAGCAUUAAAAGGAUAACGCUAGGACUGGUCAGCCCAGUAUCAGUAAAGUGUGACUGGGUGGGGUAUCAUGUCACGUGUCUAUGGCUUAAUAUUCCAGUGAAGCAGCACUAUAAAAUUGGGCAUUGUGGUCACUGCUACAAGUAAACACUGUUGUUUAUAUGACUGAAAAAUUGUUGAAAAACCCAAACACACACACUUUCAACAAUCUUGUGGCAAGACCUUCAAACUGACUUACAUAUGAAUGACCUUGACCCGCAUAUGAUCUUCAACUUAAAACUUUAAACCUUAAUAAGCAACAUUUUUUGUCCUACAGCCCACAUAAAUGACCCAGUUUAGUUCAUACUCACACUAUACAACCUUUUGGCAAGACCUACAAACUGACCUAUAUUAUAAAUGACCUUGACCCCCAUAUGAACUUCACCUUCAAACUUAAAACUUUAACAAACAAUAAUUUCGGUCCUACAGCCCACAUAAUGAACUAAUUUAUCGAAAGUUCAUACUCACACUCAACAAUCCUUGUGGCAAGACCUACAAACUGACCUAUAUAUUAAUGACCUUGACCCUCAAAUGACCUUCACCUUCAAACUUAAAACGCUAAACAGUGAUGAAAUAAUGCACAGAGGGGCACCUGGGGUCUUCCUCCACCAUUAAAAGCUGUGUCCGUGCGACGUUAAAUCCAAAUAAAUAAAAUAAAUAAAACGCUAAACAACAUUUUUGGUCCUUAGUACAACCCACAUAAUAACCCAGUUUAGUUCAUACUCACACUCAACAAGCCUUGUGGCAAGACCUACAAACUGACCUGUAUAUAGAGGACCAUCAUAUGAUCUUCAUCUUUAUAAGAAAACAAAUUUUUGUUUAUACACCUGGGGGCAUGAUAUUGCAUUUUGAAAACGCAGCUCCUUGUUUUAAGAGCAAAGAUCACAUAUCCUAUUUCUAGGAUGUUAGUCAAUAUCUUAAGUGCUUUAGCUCUGAAAUAAGUCAGUUAGAUGUACAUGUAUAUAUUAUUAUAAAACAAAAUGAACUUCA